ACGGUCUUCGCGCGUCGAGCUAUCUGGUUGGCACUCACGUCGAGUCGGGCACUUAUAUUCGAAUUGACGUCGCACGUCUCUCGUUCUUACCUCAUUUUAUCCUCGUGGUUCAUAUUAAUCACGCUUGCAUCAGUUUCGUUGCUAAGUUUUGUGCUCCGUCCGGUUAGAACGCGCUGUUUGAAUUAUCGGGCAGUUCGUUUUUCAAUAAGGAAGUUAGACAGUGCUUUUUUUUGUGAUGUGCAUGGAAUCAACGAGCAACUUCAAGAUGACGCUUGCCUGGGUCUGCCUCAUCGGCCUGUUGUGUUCGACGGCAGUUAAAGCAUCGAAAUCGAACCUAGUCGUGGACAUCGAGCCAAAACGACCGACGGCCGUCCGAUUGGGCGAGAGCCUGCAAAUUUUGUGCAGAGUGGGUAGACCGCUUCGGGUGUGCCGCGUCGAGAUACCUGGGGAGGAAGGUGGAAUAGUGCUGUCGAAGGGACAGCCGCCCGAAGACGGCAUCGAGUAUUACGGCGAGGGAACGGAGGCGGGCCAAUGCGGUGUUCGCAUAGCCAAGAUCAAGGAAAGCCACGAUGGAAUAUUCAAAUGCACCCUGACCACGACCGACAGCCGAUCGGAGGAGCAGGCAUCCAUGAGGAUCAUCGUUGCCAAACCGCCGAAUAAUCCAGAGCUUCACACUAGUCAAGGAUCGGAUGGAAGAAAUAUAUAUAGGAAGGGAGAAAAAUUGGAAGUGAGUUGCAGCGCGCCAGGCGGACGUCCAGCGGCCAACGUUUCUUUGUUCCUCGACGACGAACCAAUCGGCAACGAGGAAAGGCCAACGAUUUACGACUCGAACGUGGACGAUAAUUCACUGGCCGUGCAAAAUGCAUCGCGCGCCUUGGACUGGACCGACAACGGGAAAGUUCUUCGAUGCGUCGCCGGUCACAUCGCCCUCGACCGGCCUAAAGAAACCACCAUGCAACUGCAGGUCUACUAUCCUCCUCAACCUCAGCCAACGAUUGAACGAUUUGGAUACGUAAUUGGACGGCAGGGAAUCGUGAACGUGACCGUUUACGCGAAUCCUAGGCCGCGUUUUUUAUGGCGUGUGAACAAUGAGAUAAUCAACGAGGGACGUCCGGAUGAAAGCAAUCGACUCGAAACUUCGACCGCUGUGGAUCUGGGAAGAGGAGCGUGGAGCGUAAUCCUGACGAUCGACAGUGUGCAAAAAUCCGACACGGAGAAGGAAUAUAUCCUGGAAGCCCGCAACGGCGAAGGAGCUUACGAAUAUCGUAUCAUUUUGUCGACAGCCACAGAACCUGCAGGGCCGUUCGGUCACUUCUAUGGUAAGCUCUCCGAACACAUGCACGCACUAGGCGUCGAUUUAGAUGCUGGUUCUAUCAUCGGAAUCGUGGUCGGUGCCCUGGUGCUACUUCUCAUCGUUUUCAUACUAAUUUUUGCCCGUGCGACCGGACGUUGGUGCUUCGCAGCGAGGCGUCGGGGCGACGAGGAAGCUGCGAGCGGUGUCGGCGCCGGAAGCGAGGCGCACAUCACCCCUGGGGACGAGGACGAAGAGGAUCACGACGAGGAUCCGCGUAUCAUCGAUGAGAAAAUACCGCAGGGUGGCCAGGAGAACCCGAUACACGCGAGCACGGAAUACGUGAACGGGCGCACCGACGUCAAGGAGGCGAAGAAGGACGAGAAGACGGACACGCCUGUUUAAGAAAAAAAGAGAGAAAAAAAAGAAUCGACCGAUCAUCGUCGUCGUCGUCGUCGUCGUCGUCGUCGUUUUUCGACGGUCGUUCCUUCUUCUCACGCGGAAAUAAGCUGUCACCUCGGUUCGACGAUCAAACUUUUGCAGACCGAUCUUUCAUCCCGCGAAAAAUAAUAUCUCGUUAUUCGUAUUUCGUGGAUCGAGGUGUGAUUUGGAUCGAAAUCGUGAAACGAAAUGGAUUCGAGGGAACGGGGCGGGAUUCGAAAUAUUCCAGGAAAUGAUUGGUUUUUAGUAUUAUAGACUGAUAUAAUAUUUUACUUAGAUACGCGUAACAGCGUUACGAGAUCACGAGUUUUUUUUUUUUCUGACGCCGAUUCGAUCCAACUUGCCUUGCGAAACGAACUCGACUUUCUUCGCUCACUGAUUAUUUUCAAAACGCUCGCUCAUUGAACGACGCCGUUAACAUCCGAGGUAAAUGACUAAAAAUUCGUAUAUUCCAUUGACGCGAAAGGGUGUUUCAAGGUAAUUCUCAAGAGCAAGGUCAACACGCGCUCCUUUCUAUAUCUCGUCGCACGAAUCUCGCGUUUAGUUUGUUAAGAACGAAUCUCUUUCUAUUUUUUAUUAUUAUUAUUAUUAUUAUUAUUAUUAUUAUUAUUAUUAUUAUUAUUAUUAUUAUUAUUAUUUCCUCUUUCUAUACAAUAAUAUCGCGUAUUUAUUUUCCACGCGACGCACGAGUAUUAAUUAUUACUUUUAUUCGCCGUGACACAAAGCAUAAAGUAUGAAACCCGCGUAUCGUCAAAUCCGAUAUCCUUUAUCUCUGUACUUGCAUUUCCUCGUUUCCUUGUACGAUUUUUCCGUCUCUUCGAUGGCAGCUGCGUUCGUACCGCGAAAACACGAUUCUCCGCUCGUCAACGAUCGGGAAACGAUCCCUCGAUGCCUCGAUUUAAAAAAAAAAAAGAAAAAAAAAAAGAAAAAAAUAAUAAUAAA
Messenger RNA from Apis cerana (Asiatic honeybee), 2674 nucleotides. It is a transcript of the gene Fas3, whose product is annotated as fasciclin 3. The record is from RefSeq and is a predicted model, not a curated record. Gene Ontology annotation, cellular component: cell-cell junction; plasma membrane. Gene Ontology annotation, molecular function: cell adhesion molecule binding. Lineage: Eukaryota; Metazoa; Arthropoda; Insecta; Hymenoptera; Apidae. Gene Ontology annotation, biological process: cell-cell adhesion.